GGAGCGGCGAGUAUAUAAAGCGGCAGCGCGGCCGUUGCUCCUCUCAUUCCGUUCGCUCCGUCUGUCGUUUGGGAAGGAAGUCUCUCAGGCUCCAGAUCAGUGAAGGCUCUCCUCCAAAGAUCUCUCCUCAGCCUGUGCCACCAAGCCCAGAAGCAGAGCCAGAACCACAACCACCCACCCCAGAGCCCGAACCAGAAGCACCUCCUCCUCCGCCGCCACCACCACCACCACCACCUCCUCCACCUCCACCACCACCUCCAAAACGAAUGGCUGAAUUCGCGGUUGGAAUCAAUGGAUUUGGACGCAUUGGGCGCUUGGUGCUCCGAGCCUGCGUCGAGAAGGGAAUCAAAGUGGUAGCAAUCAAUGACCCUUUCAUUGACCUCAACUAUAUGGUCUACAUGUUCAAGUAUGAUUCCACUCAUGGACGUUUCAAAGGAGAGGUGAAGGCUGAUGGUGGCAAAUUAGUAGUGAAUGGCUCAAAAAUAUCUGUAUUCCAAUGCAUGAAACCAACUGAGAUCCCUUGGGGAGAUGCAGGAGCUCUGUAUGUAGUGGAGUCUACCGGAGUCUUCCUCAGUGUUGACAAAGCUUCAGCUCAUCUGUCUGGUGGAGCCAGGAGAGUAGUAGUGACCGCACCAUCUCCUGAUGCUCCUAUGUUUGUUAUGGGAGUCAAUCAUGAGAAGUAUGAUCCAUCCUCCAUGAAUAUUGUGAGCAAUGCUUCCUGCACUACUAACUGCCUGGCACCUUUGGCCAAAGUCAUUCAUGAGAACUUUGGCAUUGUGGAGGGCCUUAUGACCACUGUUCAUGCUUAUACUGCCACUCAGAAGACUGUAGAUGGUCCCUCUGCCAAGGCCUGGCGUGAUGGGAGAGGGGCCCACCAGAACAUUAUCCCAGCUUCUACUGGUGCUGCCAAAGCAGUGGGCAAGGUCAUCCCUGAGCUUAAUGGGAAGCUCACUGGCAUGGCAUUCCGUGUGCCAGUAUGUGAUGUCUCAGUUGUCGACCUGACAUGCCGCCUCUCCAGGCCAGCCACCUAUGCUCAGAUCAAAGAAGCUGUCAAGAAGGCAUCUAAGGGGCCGAUGGCAGGAAUCCUGGGAUAUACAGAAGAUGAGGUUGUUUCUACUGAUUUCCUUGGUGACAAUCGUUCCUCCAUCUUUGAUGCUGGAGCAGGGAUCUCCCUGAAUGAUAACUUUGUGAAGCUCAUUUCUUGGUAUGAUAAUGAAUAUGGCUACAGCUGCCGUGUAGCAGACCUCCUGAAGCACAUGUACACCAGGGAGGAACACUGAACACUGCCCACACCUCACAUUCCAGGCUAACAGAGUGGCCUCACCUCCUUUAGUCAAUAGGUUUGAUCUCCUGGCCCCGUUCUUUGCUUCAACCACAGGACCCUGAACACUGCACCUUAUGUGUCACUGUAAAGCUUUUUGUGUGUACAUGUGAGUGUGACUCCUGCUUUCCACAGCAGCUUGUAUGAGCUUAAAAAUUGUAGUGAAGACAAAUUACACCAAAUUUCCCCUGGAGAAAAGAGAGUUUAUCCUCUGGGGUUGCGCGUUGGUUUGUGUGGCUGUAGUGUCCAGGAGAUCUUCUAAGUGUUAAAAUAAAACCACUGAAGUUAUGUGAACAAGAAA
Molecule: messenger RNA, 1622 nt
Organism: Anolis sagrei ordinatus
Lineage: Eukaryota; Metazoa; Chordata; Lepidosauria; Squamata; Anolidae
Product: glyceraldehyde-3-phosphate dehydrogenase 2
Biological process (GO): glucose metabolic process; glycolytic process
Cellular component (GO): cytosol
Molecular function (GO): glyceraldehyde-3-phosphate dehydrogenase (NAD+) (phosphorylating) activity; NAD binding; NADP binding
Source: RefSeq, a predicted model, not a curated record